This is a messenger RNA of Penicillium expansum, 1284 nucleotides long. RefSeq names its product Zn(II)2Cys6 transcription factor domain-containing protein. The coding region runs from base 1 to 1284 and encodes 427 amino acids. The transcript is spliced from 2 exons. Gene Ontology annotation, molecular function: zinc ion binding; DNA-binding transcription factor activity, RNA polymerase II-specific. The record is from RefSeq and is a predicted model, not a curated record. Gene Ontology annotation, biological process: regulation of DNA-templated transcription. NCBI's taxonomy places the organism in Eukaryota, Fungi, Ascomycota, Eurotiomycetes, Eurotiales, Aspergillaceae.
AUGGAAGAAGUCCCAGCUAAACCGGGACCAUCAACCCCUGCUUCAUCUCGAAAACCCCGCAAUUCGCGAAGAAAGGCAUGCCAAAAAUGCGUAGAAGCCAAAAGUGCAUGCGACCUCGGAAGGCCAAAAUGCAAGCGAUGCAGAGAUCGAGGCAUGAGUUGUGAAUAUCCAGCACAUGUCACACCAAAAGGUGGUCCCAAUGCAAUUAAUCAAUACGCUGUUGUGGAUGCCAGCCCUUUCAGCACUAUUGCUGAUACAACACCUCUGGAUUCCACAUUGCCUCAAAGUCUGGUUGAAAGCAUAGGAAAUGCAUCCCAUACCUCAAGUUACUCUACCAUCGCGGAUAGUGGACCAGUCCAUCCAGAUUCCACUGUUGCCCUGAACUUUCGAGAAAUUGAUCUGGUCCCCAUGAUUGAUGCAGAGGAAAUUCGCGAUCGCUGGCUACGCCCCUACAUCUCAAGCUCGACGGGCCAAGAGCCCAAGCAGUUGAAUGCUCACACCAUAGAGUAUCUCACCUGCGUGUUGAAAUCGUAUCUUAGGAAUCUACUCAACUCAGUUGCCCCGCCAUUUAUUCAUUCUUUGCAACAGACCGGGACUUGUCCGCCUACCUUGGCUUACUGUUUCACUUUGGUUCGGACGUGGUUGACUCGGAUUCCUGGUUGUGAACCCUUGGUUCUGGAGGCGAUGCGAGGACAGAUGAGGGAUAUUGAAAACCAGGAUGUCUCUCGAAGCGACUUUGACAGCCUAUGCUCGUUCCAGGCGUAUCUCAUCUACUCCAUGACGAUCUAUUUCUUUCCUCGUACAGACACCGUCGAGGUACCCAACCCUUUUGAUACUCAAGCGCAGAUACAAAUGCAAGAAAUUGCUUUCCGAUCCGCCAAAACAGGUCUCACAUGCCGAGCAGAAGAAUCCCAGACUCGGCCGAGCUGGGAGUCGUGGAUAGUCGCCUCUGCCAAGCGUCGUACCCUUUUUACCAUGUAUCUCUUUACUAACGUCUACAAUACCCAAGUUGGGCUGCCGAACUUUAUUGCUGAAGAACUAAGAGGGACCAUGGCUCCGGAAAGCAAAAUACUCUGGGAGGCUACAGACCGCACAUUUUGGGAAAGAGAAUACAAUCGACACUUGUCUCGCUGGGAGGAUGGGAUGCUCGAGAUAUCAGAGCUGUGGAAGUCCGCUGAGACUGGAACAGACGCCCGUCGGGAGAAGAUUGAGCGGUGGUUGCAAUCUGCUGAUGAAUUUGGGAUGAUGCUUUUUUCUGUUUGUGCGCAUAUCCAUGGGUGCUAG